This is a messenger RNA of Drosophila bipectinata, 4067 nucleotides long. RefSeq names its product kekkon 5 (gene kek5). NCBI's taxonomy places the organism in Eukaryota, Metazoa, Arthropoda, Insecta, Diptera, Drosophilidae. The record is from RefSeq and is a predicted model, not a curated record. Gene Ontology annotation, molecular function: protein binding.
CGGUCUGGCCUGUCGCGCACACCCAGACGCCACACACCCACAAACUCCCCUGGCGCGAGAUAACGAGAGCGGAAAACAGGAAAGCGGAAGAAGGCGAAAAGGAUUGGCGAAGGUGCUGGAACAAAAAUUAACAACGCUAGAAGGAUUAGCCCGCAGAGGGUGACAAGGGCGUAAAAUACGUGACACGCAGCGACGCGAGUAAACACACCACAAUCGUGGCCAGGGGUUAAGGGUCAGAGCACCAGACUGGGGACAAAGUAUUGCGGACAGAGCGAGAUUAACGCGUUCUGCUCUCUUUAGUCUGCCAUAAGGACGGGCACGUGCACAGGAUUAGAAACCCGCAACAGAGUCUUCACCCGAAGAUGGCCAACACACAGCUUACAGUGCGGUGGGCGGUGCUUUUGGCGGCGAUUGUGAUGCAUCUGGCCCAAAAGACCACUGGGAUCGACUGGAUGCAGAACUGCAGCUCUUGCCACUGCCACUGGAACUCGGGAAAGAAGAGCGCCGACUGCAGAAACAAGGCGCUGACCAAAAUACCACAGGACCUCAGCAACGAGAUGCAGGUUGUGGACUUCGCUUACAACCAGAUCGCGGAGCUGAGGCGGGAGGAGUUUCUGCUUGCCGGACUGCCUCAUGUCCAUAAGCUGUUCCUGCGCAACUGCACCAUCCAAGAGGUACACCGCGACGCCUUCAAGGGCUUACAAAUCCUUAUCGAGCUGGACAUGUCCUAUAACAACAUUCGCGAGCUUCGGCCGGGCACUUUUACGGGCCUCGAGAAGCUGCGCAAUGUGAUCAUCAAUAACAACGAGAUCGAGGUUCUGCCCAACAACCUGUUCGUCAACCUAAGCUUCCUCUCACGCAUUGAGUUUCGCAAUAACAGGCUGCACCAAGUGCAGCUGCACGUCUUCGCCGGCACGGUGGCACUCAGUGCCAUCUCCUUGGAGCAGAACCGGCUCACACACUUGCACAAGGACACGUUCAAGGAUCUUCAGAAGCUGAACCAUCUAUCGCUCCAAGGAAAUGCCUGGAACUGUAGCUGCGAGCUUCAGGAGUUCCGCGACUAUGCCAUUAGCAAGAGGUUAUACACGCCUCCCACCGACUGUCAGGAGCCGCAACAACUACGGGGCAAGCUAUGGAGCGAGGUUCCCUCUGAAAACUUCGCCUGCCGACCGCGCAUCCUGGGUUCUGUGCGCUCCUUCGUCGAGGCCAAUCACGACAACAUUACCUUGCCCUGCCGCAUUGUAGGCAGCCCACGUCCAAACAUCACCUGGGUGUACAACAAGCGUCCGUUGCACCACGACGCCCGUGUUCGCGUCCUUACCUCCGUGGAGCAGCCCUCCCAGGCAACUACUUCAGAGCUACGUAUCUUCGGCGUCCGUCCCUCCGAUAAGGGCGCCUAUACCUGCGUGGCGGAAAACAGGGGCGGCCGAGUUGAGGCCGAGUUUCAGCUUCUCGUCAGCGGGGACUACGUGGGCCCCGGGCCAGACUCCGACGGCAUGGGCCGCCUGGGGAUGGGCAUUGGCGGGGCGAUAGGGGCGCCGACCAACGAUCCGCAGACCAACGUCUUCCUCAUCAUCUGCCUGAUCACCACCACUGUUCUUCUGCUUCUCAUCGUGGUAGUCUUAACUCUCUUCUGGUAUUGCCGCAAGAUUAAGACUUACCAGAAGGAUACUACAAUCAUGAGCGGCGACGGUCUAAUCUCCGCAAAGCUCGAUAAGACACACAACGGCUCCAUGCUUGAAGGCUCCGUCAUCAUGGAAAUGCAGAAAAGCCUCCUUAACGAGGUCAAUCCCGUAGAGAAACCGCCGCGGCGCACGGACAUCGAGAGCAUCGACGGAGGCGAUGAUGGCCACGAGAUCAAGAAGACACUUCUCGACGAAACGGCCUACGCAGCCAAUCUUAUGCCGGACGAUGAAACCCACUCGGUGGCUCUGUCGGACACAACGACCACGCCCCGAACGCGGCACACCUAUGUGGACGACGCCUACGGAAACAGCCUGCCGCCGGACCUGCUGGCCUUCCCCGCUCGCGUUCCGCCCACGUCGCCUUCCAUGCAGUCCUCCCAGUCCAACAUUCCCGACCAGGUGAUCUAUGGCAUACGCUCUCCGCCAUCACUAACCAGCCCGGUUUACACCCACAUGACGCCGCACGGCAUCUACGGCACCACCACGCUGACAGGCCACGGCCCCUACAACGGCUUCAUGACGCUACAACACCCAAAGUCGCGCAACUUGGCGCUGAUUGCCACCGCCAACAGCAGUCGCCUCCAGCAACAGCAGCAACAGAACCUCCACCAACAGCUCCAGCAGCAGCAACAACAGCAACAGCACCCGAUGGCCGCCACCUCGCCUUUCUUGCCUGCCCCCGUCGUCUACAGCCCCGCCUCGACGGUAGUGAUGAAGCAGGGCUACAUGACUAUUCCGCGAAAGCCGCGCGCGCCCAGUUGGGCGCCCAGCACUUCGGGAGCUACCGGCCACACAGUCGGCCAACUGAGCGACUUCCAGAGUCCAACCUCGCCGAAUCCCAGCGAGACGGGCACGGCCACCACUGCGGAGCUGCAGGCGGAGCCUGUCUAUGACAAUCUGGGACUCCGCACCACCGCCGGCGGUAACUCAACGCUGAACUUGUCCAAAGUGUCUGGCGGGCAGGUCAGCCAGGGCGUGCAGCCACAGUACUCGAUGCGCGACCGUCCUCUGCCGGCCACGCCCAGUAUGUCGUCGGUUGCCUCGGCGGGCAACACCAGCAAGAUUUACGAGCCCAUUCACGAGCUAAUCCAGCAGCAAAAGCAGCAACAUCACAAGUACGCCUCGGACGUAGAGCCGUUGUAUGGCGGAAGGCAACAUGGCAUUACGAUACUGCCGGGAUCAAACAUCAGUGGGGCCGGUCUGGGACAGUCUGCUUCCUUCUCUCCGACCCGGGGGUGCUCCUCGCCCAUCAAUGGAGGCAGCCACGGAGGCGGCGACUCACCGAAAGUCGUCAAGAUUCCGCCGCGCCCACCGCCAAAGCCCAAGAAGAAGAUGUCAGUGACGACGACCCGCAGCGGCCUGGGCAGCACCAGCCAGCUGUUUGACGAUGAGGGCGAGGACGGAACCGAGGUUUAGUUUGGCACCGACGAGCAAGCUGCCACCUCCGGCUGCAGAUGCCUCUAGCAACAAUGGCAGAAGCAUCAGCAGCAUCAGUAAAAGCAACAGCAAUAGCAAUAGCAAUACCAGCUGCAAUAGCAACAGUGACAGCAGCAUCACGAAGCAAUAACACAAAGGAAAGUCAAGCCCCAGGGCAGGAGGUGAUCGAAUGCAGUGGAGCGAUGUUGCUGAUGGCAAAAGAAGCAGCUGAAGUUGCUGUUUCUUUUUGAGUUGCAGUGGCAGUUGCUGCUAAGUAAACACAGAGCCGGGAAGGAGCAGGAGCCUCUGCUCUGCCCCGUAAUUCGCGCCACUGCGCGCCACUUGUGUGCCAAACGACUGAUGUAGAUUUUAGUAAUUAAAUCGAUGAACAUGCGAGAAUGGAACGAACCACUAGCGAAGCAACCAUAAACCGCAGGAAAUGCAACAGCAGAUAGACAUGAACCCAACAGAACGGAAGACACUGUUUUGGUGCAAGAGUCCUCUAACCACACCAUCUAAUCCCAAUUUUAUAGAAUCGAAAAUCCAAUUGUAAAAACCCAAUUUUAGCAGAUAUACCACUCACCAUAUUUGUUUUUUUUAUUUAGGCUAGCUCGUUUUGGUACAAAAGGCAGCAAUGGUAUAUUAACAGACAUAUACAAAAAUAUAUAAACCUAAAUAUAUACAUAUAUAUAUACAAACGAAAAUACUUAUACAAGAUUAUAUUAUAUUAAAGAAAUAUUCAAUUAAAAGAGAGUUUAUUUAAAAAAAACGAGAUAACAAACGAAACAAAUCGAGCGAUAUAGAAAAUCCCACUUAAAUUUUUUUCAAAAUGUUGAAAUUUUUAUAAAGUUGUAAAUUAAAAAUGCAUACAGUUAGAACAAUUAAGCUAUAUAUAAUAUAUAUACAUAUAUGUAUACCUAAGCGUAAGUCAUCCAAUUAUAUCUCUAAUCGAUUUUUUUAAUGAAA